Molecule: messenger RNA, 5823 nt
Organism: Heterocephalus glaber (naked mole-rat)
Lineage: Eukaryota; Metazoa; Chordata; Mammalia; Rodentia; Bathyergidae
Gene: Cdh1
Product: cadherin 1
Biological process (GO): calcium-dependent cell-cell adhesion; cell-cell junction assembly; synapse assembly
Cellular component (GO): cytoplasm; plasma membrane; flotillin complex
Molecular function (GO): calcium ion binding; beta-catenin binding; cadherin binding
Source: RefSeq, a predicted model, not a curated record
UGGCUGCUGCUAUGCUAAGUAGCUCAGUGGCUUGGGGAGCCCCAGAGCACCUGUGAGUUCACGGAAGUCGGCCCCAAUUCGGCCCAGUCCAGUCCGAACGCGCCCGGCCCCCGCCUUGGAUCGGCCCCCGCCCGGCGCGCCAUGGGCCCCUCGUGCCGCAGCCUCUCCGCGCUCCUGCUACUGCUGCAGGUUUCGUCCUGGCUCUGCCAGGAGGUGGAGGAGCCCUGCCAGCCCGGCUUUGGCGCAGAGAGCUACACGUUUACCGUCCCCUGGCACCUAGAGAGAGGCCGCGCCCUGGGCAGAGUGAGUUUUGAAGGAUGCACGGGUCGACCAAGAACAGCCUACUUUUCUACCGACUCCCGAUUCAAAGUAGGUACAGAUGGUGUAGUCAGAGUCAAAUGGCCUCUUCUGUUUCAUAAACCAGAGAUCAGUUUUUCUGUCCACGCCUUGGAAUUCACCUUCAGAAAGUUUUCCACCAAAGUUACGCUGAAGGCAGAGGGACCCCAUCCUCAGCACCACAACCACCAUCAGCGCCGGGACAAUCACCACCACCAGGACCCUGACCAGGACAUUUCCCCAGGAUCCCAGAUAGAAGUGAUCAAAUUUCCCAACUUCCACCAUGGUCUCAGAAGGCAGAAGAGAGACUGGGUUAUCCCUCCCAUCAGCUGCUCAGAAAAUGAAAAAGGCCCAUUUCCUAAAAGGCUGGUUCAGAUCAAAUCCAACAGGGACAAAGAAACUAAGGUUUUCUACAGCAUCACUGGCCAAGGAGCUGAUACACCCCCUGUUGGUGUGUUUAUUAUUGAAAGAGAAACAGGAUGGCUGAUGGUGACAGAGCCUCUGGAUAGAGAAAAAAUUGCCAACUACACUCUCUUUUCUCAUGCUGUGUCAUCGAAUGGGAAUGCAGUUGAGGAUCCCAUGGAGAUUGUUAUCACAGUGACAGAUCAGAAUGACAACAGGCCUCAGUUCAUCAAAGAGGUCUUUGAGGGAUCUGUCAUGGAAGGUGCUCUUCCAGGAACCUCUGUGAUGCAGGUCUCAGCCACUGACGCAGAUGAUCCUAACACCUACAACGCUGAGAUCGCUUAUGCCAUCCUCAGCCAAGAGCCUACAUUGCCUCACAGCCAAAUGUUUACCAUCAAUCGGAUCACAGGGGUCAUCAGCGUGGUCACCACCGGGCUGGACAGAGAGAGUUAUCCCACAUAUACCCUGGAGGUUCAGGCUGCUGACCUUCAAGGUGAAGGUUUAAGCACAACAGCAAAAGCCGUGAUCACGGUGACUGACGUCAACGAUAAUCCUCCCAUCUUCAACCCAACCACGUAUGAGGGUCAGGUUCCUGAGAAUGAGCCCGAAGCCGUCAUCACUACGCUCACGGUGACUGAUGAUGAUGCCCCCAAUACCCCAGCAUGGCAGGCCGUGUACAGCAUACUAAAUGAUCCUGACAAGCAAUUUACUGUCACCACAGACCCAAUAACGAACAACGGCAUUUUGAAAACAACUAAGGGCUUGGAUUUUGAGGCCAAGCAGCAGUACAUUCUACAUGUGACAGCAACAAAUGUGAUCCCCUUUGAAGUGAUUCUUCAGACUUCCACAGCCACUGUCACUGUCGAUGUGCUGGACAUCAAUGAAGCCCCCAUCUUUGUGCCCGCCGAAAAAAGAGUGGAAGUACCAGAAGACUUUGGGGUGGGCUUGGAAAUCACUUCCUACACUGCUCGGGAGCCGGACACAUUUAUGCAACAGAAGAUUACGUAUCGGAUUUGGAGGGACACUGCCAACUGGUUGGAGAUUAAUCCGGAGACUGGUGCCAUUUCUACUCGGGCUGAGCUGGACAGAGAGGCCUUUGAGCAUGUGAAGAACAGCACGUACACAGCUCUCAUCAUCGCCACCGACAAUGGUUCUCCAAUCGCCACUGGCACAGGAACCCUCCUCUUGAUCCUCUCCGAUGUGAACGACAAUGCCCCCAUACCAGAACCCCGAAGCAUGCACUUCUGCCAGAGGGAUCCACAGCCUCACAUCAUAAACAUCAUCGAUCCAGAUCUGUCCCCCAACACUUCCCCCUUCACAGCAGAACUCACACAUGGGGCGAGUGUCAACUGGACCAUUGAGUACAAUGGCGCAGCCCAAGAGUCUCUCAUCUUGAAGCCAAAGAAAACCUUAGAGGUGGGUGACUACAAAAUCAAUCUCAAGCUCAUUGAUAACCAAAACAAAGACCAAGUGACCACUUUGGAUGUCAUCGUGUGUGACUGUGAAGGGGCCGUCAACAACUGUAUGAGGGCAAAUUAUGCGGAAGCUGGAUUGCAGGUUCCCGCCAUUCUCGGGAUUCUUGGAGGAAUCCUUGGUUUGCUACUUCUGAUUCUGCUGCUCCUACUGUUUGUUCGGAGGAGAGGGGUGGUCAAAGAGCCCUUACUGCCUCCAGAAGAUGACACCCGGGACAAUGUUUAUUACUAUGAUGAAGAAGGAGGUGGAGAAGAAGACCAGGAUUUUGACUUGAGCCAGUUACACAGGGGCCUGGAUGCUCGGCCUGAAGUGACUCGCAAUGACGUAGCACCGACCCUCAUGAGUGUGCCCCAGUAUCGUCCCCGCCCUGCCAAUCCUGAUGAAAUUGGGAAUUUUAUUGAUGAAAACCUGAAGGCUGCUGACAGUGACCCCACAGCUCCCCCUUACGACUCUCUGCUCGUGUUCGACUAUGAAGGAAGUGGUUCCGAAGCUGCUAGUCUGAGCUCCCUGAACUCCUCGGAGUCAGACAAGGAUCAAGACUAUGACUACCUGAGUGAGUGGGGCAAUCGCUUCAAGAAGCUGGCGGACAUGUAUGGAGGUGGCGAGGAUGACUAAGCAGACUUGAGAGGCCUGAGCAAUAUGAAAUGCAGGACAAUGUUGCUGGUGAUAUUCAGCUCUCUUCUCUUGCCAUGAGUCUCUUGGACCAAGGCUGAUUCAUGACACAGUUCAGAUAGUUAUGGUUUUCUCUUCAUAUCUCUGUUUUGUGUGUGUUAAGAAGGUUUUGACUUACUCAUUAAAUAUUUUCCCCCCAUUUAAUCUUUUUUUUUUUUUUUUUUGGUACCAGGGAUCGAACUCGGGUCCUUGUGCUUCUGAGGCAGGCGGCAGAAGCACUGAGCUAAAUCCCCAGCCCCUCACCCCUUUAAUCUUUACAUCAUAAUAAGGUCCCAAAGCUCCUGGAAUUUUGAUACUUCAAAGAACAAUUUCAGCUUCAGAUAUCUCUGCUAGCCGCCAGGCGUUGUGGUGCACACGUAUAAUCCUAGUACUCAGAAGGCUGAGGCAGAAGGAUCACUGUGAGUUUGAAGCCAGCCUGGGCUACAUAGUGAGUUCAAGGCCAUCAUGAACUACAUAGUAAGACCCUGUCUCAAAAAAAAGUCAAUUGUAAAAUAAGUUGUUUCUGCUAGCAACUUAUAGAUUUCCUCAAGGAAGUUUGUCUCAUGUUUAAAAGGAGGGCCAAAGUCAAAUGUUGUUUUAUAUUUUUUUAAAAAAUUUUUUAUUGAAUGCCUCCUUCACCACCACCUAAUCACUGCACUGAUGUCCUGUGUCCUAAUCUCCACUCUUACUCCUGAAUUCUGUUGCCCUGCCAUACAUGGGAGUCCUGAUACAGAAAAUACUGGGCCCUUUUAGGGCGACGGGCAUGUGUCUUGGUCUGGCCAUGUCUUGACUGGGUAUUGUGUACUCUAAAGACUUCUUGGUUUUCCUUUUCAGCUCCUAAGUAUUAGGUUGAAAUGGGCAUCAAUGCAUUUACUUGUUCUGAGUCAGUGUUUGUUAUGUGAAUGUCAUUGUGGGAUACUUUGGUUCUGUAUCAGGAGCCUUGACCAGAAAAUACGGUGAAUUUUCAGGUGCCACUUAAUUUUUCAUGUUUAUUUAUUAAUAACACUUAGAAUAGUGCCUACAGUGCUACAGCCAAAGACAGAAAAGAAAUAUGGGCAUGGAGGUGGCAGGAGAGCUUGUCAUUAUUUUGGCCAUUUAGCAAAUUGAUUUUGAGGAUGGCUGAGGUGGGGCAGCCUCUUUUCUUGAACGUCCGUGAAGAAAAGGGGAAUCUUAACCUGUGUUUCCUACUGGGAUUCCCAUACCAUGGGCUGUAUACAAAAGCCCAGCAUCUCCAAAUGCUUGUUUUUGAUGGUGUCUAGAAAGAAUGCUGGCCAAUCUGGACAUAGAUGCCUGAUUCCAAGUGUGCACAGAAAAUACAAUAUUGAGAAUUCCAACUUUUUUUCUUAGGAGAAGAAAGAAAACACUGUUCUAAUGGACAUUAGAAAGGGGGAAGGAGGAGAAAGGACCUUGAUUAAAUCUUUUCUUUUUUUUUACAUUCAAAAUGCAAGUUUCAACUGUUGAUAACCACAGGAAGGAGUUUUUUGAAAUUGCUUUGCUGUUAAGUGGGGGAGGAAAAAAAUCAUGCCUGUAAUCAAUUGUUGGAAUUGUCUUGAUUUUUCUGCAGUUUAAACCAUAUCUAAUGUAGCUGGGUGUAGAGAAUGUCAUUGUAGUUUUGACUGUAAAUGUGUGUGGGUGCUGAUAAUUUUGUAUCUUCUUUGGGAGUGGAAAAGGAAAACAAGCAAGAAAAUUAUUCCCAAAGAUGCAUUUUUAUAAAUUUUAUUAAAGAGUUUUGUUAAGCCAUUGUCAAACUUGUUUGAUUUGAUCCCACUGGUAUUCCAAAGAAGAUAAAGGAGGGGAGUUUAGUCAAAGCCUGGAGACAGAAACUUCAGUCUCCAGAGUGUUCAGCCAUUCUGCUUGGGGCCAAGAAGAGGAAUCCACAUUUACUAGGCCACUUUACCUGAAGACUGUCUUUGUGGCCUGAAACCAGCAGUGGGCUGUUCCACCCGGCAGAAACAAAGUUUCAAACAGUCCUUGUCUAUCUGGUCAGCCAGGGGAACUCUGCUGAAGAGGGUUUUGUCAUCUUUGGCGAUAACAAGGCCAUGUUACUGUCACCAAGUCAAGGCCAGCCAUGCUGUUAAACACCCUGCAAUGCACAGGACUCCCCCACAACAAGGAGUUCCCCAACCCAUGAUGUCAGUAGCGCUGAGAAACCCUGGAACAGAUCUGCAACAUUUUUUCUGCUAUACAGGAAUAGUUUUUUCUUCUUUUGAUAAUUUAUUUUAUUUUUGAGACAGGCUCUAGCUGUGUAGUUCAGGCUGGCCUCAGCCUUCUGAGUGCUGGGAUUACAGGCUUACGCCAUCACACCUGGCUUUGAUAAUCUUUGAAAAAUUGUAGUAAAUAUGGGCCGGAGAUGUAGCUCAGUGGUGCCACACCUACCUGGCAAAUCAAAAGGUCCUAAGUUAGAUACCUGGUACCAAAAAAAAUUAUAGUAAAUAUAACAAUAUCAUUUUAACCAUUUGUGAUUAUAUAGUUAAGUGUCAUUAAGUACAUUCCAAUUAUUGCACAGCCAUUAAUACUAUCCAUCUUCAGAAACUUUUCAUCCCAAACUGCAACUGUACUCAUUUUACCUUUUUUUUUUGGUACCAGGGAUCAAACUUGGGACCUUGAACUUGCAAGGAGGCAAUGGAACUGCUGCGCUAAAUCCCCAGCCCCUCAUUUUACCAUUUUUAAGUGUACAAGUUAAUGAUGCUUAGUACACUCAAAUUGUUGUAUAUCUACCCCUUCUACUGCCAGAACAUUUUGUUUUUGAGAUAGGGUCUUGCUGUAUAGUUCAGGCUGGCCUUGAACUUGCAGUGAUCCUCCUGCCUCAGCCUCCCAAGUGCUGGGAUUACAGGAAUGUGCCACCCUGCCUAGCUCCAAAACAUUUUUUAUCACUCCAAAAAAAUUUCUGUAUCCAACAUCCAAAAACCUCUCCAUUAUCUGUCUCUCCUCAGCCCCUGGUAAUAAAUACCCUAUUCUGUU